AUGUGUGGCAACUACUACGGGGGCUGUGGCUACGGCUGCGGCUACGGCUCUGGAAAAGGCUGUGGCUAUGGCUCUGGCUGUGGCUACGGCUGUGGUUAUGGCUCUGGAUAUGGCUGUGGCUACGGCUCUGGCUACGGCUCUGGCUGUGGCUACAGCUGUGGUUAUGGCUCUGGAUAUGGCUGUGGCUACGGCUGUGGCUACGGCUGUGGAUAUGGCUCCCGCUAUGGCUGUGGCUAUGGCUGUGGUUAUGGCUCUGGCUGUGGCUACGGCUGUGGGUACGGCUCCCACUAUGGCUGUGGCUAUGGCUCCGGUUGCUACUAG
This is a messenger RNA of Artibeus jamaicensis (Jamaican fruit-eating bat), 321 nucleotides long. Its product is annotated as keratin-associated protein 6-2-like. NCBI's taxonomy places the organism in Eukaryota, Metazoa, Chordata, Mammalia, Chiroptera, Phyllostomidae. The transcript has a single exon. The record is from RefSeq and is a predicted model, not a curated record. The coding region runs from base 1 to 321 and encodes 106 amino acids.